AUGGUCAUGCCAUUUUGCUCAUAUUUACGCACUUCGAUUCUUUUCGCCGCCACCUUUUCAUUCUCUCAAACCCAAAUAUUCACAGCCCUGAUUCACAUGACAGAUUUUGUAGUAUUGGAACAAAGCUUCUAUUCAUAUUUGGAAAAGUAUUUACAGAAUAAACCCUCUGCUUCGUCCGAAUUUCACCGGUUUGCACACCUUGUCGGCCAACAUGUGAAAGAUAUUGAAGACGACGACAGGGAAGUAUUUCUUGGACAUCCUGUUAAUUCGUAUUUGCUUGUACGCCGUUUUUUUCGCGAGUGGAGAAUCGUCAUGGAAAAAUUGGCUGCGAUAGAUCCUGUCGCUAAAGGUAACGAAUAAUCUUUCCAGUCCUUUAAACAACAACAACAAAGAAAGUUAUUUUUGUCAGUAAAUGAAAAUCACCUUUUUAAUUGAUUAAUCCCACAGUGUUGGUAAGGACGGAAUUGUUCAUUGUUGUUCUAUUACAGCUAGAUACAUCAUACUUUCAAGUAAAUACCAAAAUGAUAAUUUGAUUAUGUUGUACUAACAGGUGUCCGUAUUCGCACUCAUGCAGUUUGUAUCCAUAACAGGGUUUAAAGAGAAAUAAGAAAUUUAAUCAAUCUCAACACUGAAAAAAGUCCAAACUUGAAGCAUUUAUACAACAAACUGUAUUUUGCACUUUUUUGCAAAGCUGUGCAUAUACCCUAUUGAUCUGGCUGAUCCGGAUAGAUUGAAACUAAAAUUGUAAUAAAUAUAGUUUCAAGAACCAUGUGAAACGAACCACGUGCGCUGCAACUCACAAGACUACAGAAAACUCGGGUACCAGCUUAUAUCAUUUGUCAAGAAACUUUCAAAGAAGUCACUGCUGCCUAAUGUUACGUUUUUGUGAGAGAAUUCUAAAUAUGUGCUGGGAGGAUGCUAUGUUCUGUGUAGUUUUAAUCACUGAUUAUCGAAUGAACAAACAUUUAAUCAAAAUUGCAAAAGGUUUCGUGAGCUUCGAGCAAGCGUGGUAAGACGCGAUGAAUCUGAAGCCGUAGACCAGUUUAGUAUGUAUCCCAAAGCUGUCACACCGUUAACUAUCAACAUUUCAGGAUGAGAUAUUUUCUGAAAACUCAAAACAACUUCAUACUCUGCCAUCGAGGAUGUUUUUUUAAUUAAAAAAAAAAAAAACUGAACAAUUUUCAUUUUCCAGAACUCUUUGAACUUAUAAAAGAAGACAACUCCUCUUAUCCGGAUAAACAAGUUUUACAAGGCUGUGCGUUAGCAAUUUUCCGGAUUCAAGAUGUCUAUAACAUUAGCGCAGAGAGAAUUGCCUCCGGAAAGCUAUCCCAUAAAACACUUAGCCCUGAAAUGGACGCAGCACACUGCCUGGAAUUAGGAUUUAUGAGACAUCAAUGGGAGCAAUACGAGGAAGCGUAUGGAUGGUUAAUAGAGGCCUGGAAACGAAUGAAUCCGCAAGACAAUAGCAGUGGAAUUACAACAAAAGACAUCCUUCAGUAUUUGAUUUGGGCGGAGUAUAAGGUAAUUUAACUAGAAAACUAUAUGUAACUUAUUACAAAAUUAAUUGAAUAACCGGCCUGCAUUGGCCCCUGGGGCAGCACUGUGACAUCUUCAUUAACGGCAGGGAGCAAGGCUAACAAUGGGACGGAAUAUAUUGUUUUCCAGCUGCUGGCAAAAUUCAAAGAGUGGUACCAACAACUCGGCAUGAGCCACUAGUUAAGGUCUCUAACUGAACCCAGGGGCACCCAACGAGAAUAUAGUUCAAAACCACUUAAACAUAGCAUUGUUUAACGUAUUUUAGUAUUAAACGGUAGAUAUAGGUAUAUUUUUAUCCCCUAAAAAUUUUUCAUCUGUUCGGAUCAAGUUCUUAGCCGAAAGUCUAGUGAUCCGAAGAUUAUAGGGAUCAAAACUUACCUUUUCGAAAAUUUCAGCCAGAAAAAAGGCUUCCGAAAAUUUAGGGUAAAAAGCCGUUUAAAAUGGGCAAUUGUACCAUUUUUUACAUGUUCAAAAAUCCUAGGAGAGGCAGGCAAGCAAGAAAUUUUACAACGAAUGUUGCGAAAAUUCUAGAUCUCAAAUCGUCUUCCGAACAGAUAUUUUCCGAAAAUUGACGUUGGGUUCUUUACUAUGAGUUCGGCCCUAAAUACUCCAUUCCGCUUUAAGCUGACUGGCCGGGAACAAUAUCGGAAAAGGAGGAAAAGAGUCAAGAUGGAGAGAGAUUAUGCACGAUUCACGCUGUAAAAUCGUUGAUAUCUGGUCGUUUCGCCCGCAGGUUGAUUCGCCCGAUGUGUAUUUGUCGUUCUUUAAGCCUCAGAAAAAGGAAUAAUCGUGGAACGACUGUGACUGCACAUGUGGAAUCCAAGGUUAACUAAAAUAACCUCUCGGGGAAGUAAAUCGAUCAUGUUGUCUAGCGAACGCUUUCGGGCGAAUCGACUUUCGGACGAAACGACCUCGAUCAAUUCAAUUCGUUUAGGUUAAAGAUCGUUCUUCACUAAUCCUUGUUCACACUGCAAAUAUGCGCCCGAUUUACCAUUCUUCCUCUUAAUAUCCGGCAUAAUCGUCCUUAUUCCUUGCCUGAGGGCAAGCUUUCCUGGGUUUCCGGGGGUACGGGGGUGGGGGAGGGAAAAGAGGAAGAGAGACGUGACUGCAAGCUCUCCUUCCUUUCUCGCCCCGCCGCCAGAGCUCCCCGGAGAGCUUGCUCGCAUGCUACCUUAUUACCCAUAUCUGGUUAGUGUGAUGUCCUUUAAUUUGCCAUGUUCACAAAUGCGUUGACUGCAAGAUAAACUAAAAUUGCACCGUGUCAUGAUCAGGUAUGAAAAAAACACUAAUGUAUGAGCUACAAUUUUUGUUACACUGGUAUAAGUUAAGAAAAAAUACAUCAGAUAUCGAAUAACUUUACUUUCUUCUCCUUCCAGACGGGUAGAAUUGAAAGCGCUCUUAAUCAUACCAACGAAUUGCUCAAAGAAGGUAUGGUUCUAUGAUUUAUUAUGAACCCUAAUCCAGUUAAACCUAGAUGCCUGUUUCCUGCCACCUCAUAGAACUUUUGGCGCGAGUUCAUGACCGCGGGAAACGCAACUCUUUCCCAUCUCCUAACAGAUUUUUCCAGGGAACAGCCUGGAACCAUUAUAAACCAAAAGGCGCAUUUACAGCCCGUUCACUCGUUUCGGUAGUAACUGGCGGGUUCUUUGCUCGCAUGUGAGUCCUUUUCCCCUAUAUGGUAAACUAUGUUGGUGAGUUGCAACACGCACGAAACAGCUGGCUCUGCGCAUGCGUUAGGUACUUAAGUGCUGGCCAUCCUUGUGAACUGGCCAUCCCACGAAGUUCCACAAAAGAGUUUGGUUCCAUUUGAUUUCUACUCUACGUUCUUUAAUACGUUUAUUUAAUAUUGCUCUAUUUUAAAAACUGCAAUAAAGGCGAUAUUCCGACGAGAUUAACAAAUCCAUUCAAGUAGCAUUGUAUGUGUUUAGUUUUUGCUUAGAUUUUUUAUUAUUCUGUUUUAGAACCUGACGAUGAAGUAUUACAACAAAACAAGAUGUACUUCGAAGACAGAGUGCAUAAGAUGAAGGAUGGAGAGUUAAGUGAGGACGAACGUGAUACUGAAGAUGAAGAGGAAAAAUCUGAUGCUAGCAAAAAAGUAAAAUCAAAAGAAGAAUACAUAUUGCGUUAUGAGCAACUUUGCAGGGGCAAUUCAAGUAAGGUACAAAAAUAUUUUUAGUGCUCUGAAUACGAGAGCCAUGCAAAAAAAAAUGUAUCAUAGGAUAAAGUACUUUAUUAUAUAUAUACCAAUGAAAUACCAAGUGAGCUUUCAGGCGAAAACUUGAUAUCUUUACAUGUGAAAACAUCACUGUUGCUGAGGCUACAUAAUAAAUCGCACCUUUCACACCAAAAAACUAUUUAAAUAAAAUGGUUUGUAUUUUAUUGGUGUUUAUAUAAAAUAGAACAUUACAUGGUAGCUUGGAGAUACGAAAUUUCACUUCUCGUGUUGACAAAAAUAUUUCACGAGUGAGCACAGCGAACGAGUGAAAUAUUUUUCAACACCAGAAGAGAAAUUUCGUAUCUCCGCGAGGCUAUAUAAUAUCCUCUAAAUAAUCAUUAAGGUUAUCCACAACUUGAGGAACUGUGGAAGCCUAACGAUACAAGAGCACAAAGAAAUGUAAGCCAAGCGCGAGAAUUUCAUGAGUGGGAAGAAGGACAAAAAGCUGCACGGAUAUCCAAAGCCGGCUCAGAAUAUUUCGACCACAGCUUCAUAAAAUGAAGAAGAGGUUAUUUAAUGAAUAGCUAGGAUAAUAAAUGAAGGUAGAAAGGAAGGAAGUAAUGAUAUCUUUGACGUAUUCGCCAAAACCCUUUGGUUUUUAUAGAGUCAAGCUGACCAAGAUAAGCUGACAUGCUACUACUACGACAAAGAUCCUUUGCUACUCAUCAAACCCGUAAAAGUUGAGAUGGCAAAUCUGGAACCAGAUAUUUACCUUCUACACGACAUCAUCCGAGAUUCAGAUAUUGAAUUCAUUAAAAACCUUGCUGCUCCAAGGGUAGGUUUUUACCAACUUAUUUACGGCACGCUUGACACUUGCUGGAAGAUAGCUUAUAGAAUUAAGGACCUCAUCUUUUCUUGGGUAGCACCAGGAAAAGAAAAGUUCAACAAGCUUGUUCGUUUUGACCUUUUGCAUUAACGGUGGUACCCCUCCAUGUAUAAGCCCCUCCAAAUAUAAGCCCCCCAAACUCGUAAAAUUGCCCAGCUCCAAAUAUAAGCCCCCCCCUGGGGGCUUUUUCCUUGGAAAUUUCCCUCAAAUACAAAGCAAAACAAAGCAAAAACGGUAAAUUUCGUUCCAACUAUAAGGCUAGCCCAAUCGAUUUUGAAACGCAAAUUUCUCUCCAUAGAUAAGCCCCUCCGAGUAUAAGCCCCUCCAAAAAUUAGCCCCUCAAAAAGGGCCUUUGAAAAAUAUAAGCCCAGGGGCCUAUUUUCGAAAUUUUACGGUAUUUGUUUUUAGUGUGUUUGGUUUGUUCCUUUUCAAAAACGCACUUCAUUACGUUGACCAUGCGAUUUCCCGCCAAAAAGCGCGGGCCUAGCCCAUAAAAGUCUACACACACGAAGAUUCCUUUGCGCACAACUACGGAGAGAAAAUCACGUGACCACCUUAAGUUUUCAGCAACACCGUUUAUAGGUCUCGACUGGUGUGUGCCUUUGGUGUGAGCGGGCUUUUGCUACAGUAAGCUGAAAGUAAUGAUGAUGGUGAUAAUAAUAAUAAUAAUAAUAAUAAUAAUAAAUUGUCUAAAUUAUUGAAUAAUAGUAAUAAUGAUGGUGAUGACGAUGAUGAUAAAUUAUCUAAAUUUUUCAUUAUUUAUGCAUUGUCUAGCUUCAGAGAGCUUCUAUUACAAACGGAAAAACUGGGAAUCUGGAAUAUGCUGAUUAUCGGAUCAGUAAAAGGUAAAAGAGUUUAAGACAAUCAUACCCCUGUAUAUGUGCACAAUAAUAAAUAUUUAAAAAACAAUCUUCCUCACAGCUUAUUGAUUGAAGUUUGUUUAUUUCCUACUAACCCGGAAAUUCCAAUGUUGUAUUUCCUAACCACUCAAAACCUCUUAUUAUCUCAGUGGAUGGUUAGAAGAUUACGAAGGAGAAGUCAUUGAACGGCUGAGUUUAAAGUUAGAGGCUGUGACAGGAUUGUCAACUGCCAGAAUUCACAGUGAAGCGCUCCAGGUAAUACAAUCUCAUUAGCAUUAGUAAACAAAAAACGAAAUAAACUAAACAAGCAAACAAACAAACUAGUAAAACGUAUUCCUAAGGAAGAGAACGUAAGGUUGUUUUUAAAGAGAGGCAUUGGACAGCUUUUCAUUUAUUGAGAACAGUCUCUAGUUUUUAGGCUUUCUUCUUAGAAACCUGAGAGUUAAUUACUGAGGAUAUAUACUCAUAACGGUGUGGUCUUUUACUUAAUUACGUUCCAUAAAACAAUGUUAGCCUAAUAUUUAAUUUUACCAAAUUAGUUUAUUUAAAGAACUUAAUACAAGUGCUCCUAAAAUGAAAGAAUGAACAGCUAAUGGAGAGUGAGCCUUCUCAGAAUUGUAAUUCAAACUGAGUCUUAAGGUACCCACUUGCGGUUUCAGCAAAGCAUAAAUUAUCUAUUAUCAAUUUACAGGUUGUUAAUUACGGUAUUGCUGGACAAUUCGAACCACACGUGGAUCAUGCUAUGGUAAAUAUCCAACUCUGUAUAUCUUUGUCAGUUUCUAAAUUUUUAGUCAACUCAGUCAGGUCAAGUGACGCAACAAUAUCUCAUCUAAAAGUAAACACUUCGCUUAGGACGUCGGCAUACUUUUAUCAUUGUAGUACUUGCCUAGUUCCCAGACCCAAUUAGUCCGCGCGGCCUAUGUUCUGUGCCGUUCGUUUCGCAUACUUGAUCUAGAUAACUGAACGAGAAGUCCUGGGAAAAUGUUGUACAGGACAAGUUAAUGGUAUUUUCAAGUUUGAAGAUGUUUAGUUUAAGCUUAUACUUUUUAAAGUUAUAAUAACUCUCUGAUGACUUUAUGCAAGUAAGGUUCUAUCUGGGUUGACUUCACAAGUUUGAGAUUUAUCAUACACUCUUCCUCUGUAUUUGGUUCAAGCCCUUAUCUGAUUCAUGAUGUUAGGAUGAAUGACGAAGGACUAGCCUGAGAAAACAGCCUACGUUUCGCGACACCACCACUGGUGUCCCCGCGACAUGAAAUCUGAGAAACGAGCAUACUGAUGACGUGUCACUACCCAGAUCUGGGUAAUGCUUGUGAUCGGCUGAAGCAAAUUUCUCACGCGGCUGGACCAAUCAGACUGAGUUAGCACUACCCAGAUCUGGGUAGUGACGCGUCAGUAUUGAGUUUGUGUGCUCUUUUCUCUGACGUAAUUUCGCGGCCGGGGAAACCGCGUCGCGAAAUGUCGGUUGUUUUCCGGCUCAGGCUAACAAAGGAUUAUAGACAUUUAGUAAAUCCAGCUAGUGGUCUAUUCUCAAUGCUGCGGUCUGAUUGGUUGAGCUACUACUAGGCUAUAUGUUAUAGCUUACCAGUAGCGAAAAGCGCCGGCUUUGAAAACCAAAACAAUGGCGGCUGAAUCGCGUUUUGCUAGCUUAAGUUGUUCAGUUUGUCUCGAUAUUUUUGACCAACUAGUUGGGUUUCCGUUUACUAAACCAAUUAUUCCUCUCGCUCGCUGAGUAAAUAGCUAUUGACUCAGAGCCCAUUCGGGCUCGAGGAAUAAUUGUUAAAUAUUUGUCAAUAGGUUUUAUUCCCUUUUAAUAGAACAACAAAUCAGCUAUUCUCAGAAUGGGAAUGGGCAAUAGGAUCGCCACCGUUUUGAUAUAUGUAAGUAUCCCAUAUUAAAGUAGCCACUUUAUUUGAGUGUCAAUGUAUUAAGCACGAAAGUACUAUUUCUACUUCUCCUACUAGAGACGGGGCCGCCAUUUCACGUGGCCAUUCGAGCCACGUGAACGUCUAGCCGUUUGCUCGCAGGGCAAAGUUAGUACCGUUAUUUCUCAGCUAUUUAAAGACCCUGAGUAUUGGUCUUACUCCGGGAAUCGAAACACAACCUCCCGCUCUGCAAUCAUCAAGCGCUUUACCGACUGAGCUAAUCCUGCCGCAAUUGCAGGUUAUGUAUAUAUCUGUGUUCUUGGCUAUUCUAUCAAUGAGGUUAUGAAAUGAGAACAUAUGGCAAAAUCACCUUUGAUAUGAGCUUUGGGUAGAAAUACAGCAGUAAAUAUUUGUUGUGUACUCUCCGUUGCACAAUCCAAAUAAACUUGGAAGUUUUUAAAAUCUUGUUUGCUCAUCAUUUUAGCGUCUUUUGUAUGUUUCCUUAGAUGACAGAUGUGGAAGCAGGCGGUUCCACCGUUUUCCUUGAUGCAAAAACGAUAAUCAAACCGCAAAAGGUGAUUAUUAAAUAACAAACAAAUCAUUUGUACCUGGUAGAACUGAUUCUAAAGAACUAGAAAAGCGUUAUUAAGAAUACUUUCUCUAGGGUUGUUAAUCGUGAUUUGCUUGGUCAAAAGACAUGUGAAUAAAAUUCUACAUGUACAGUGCGCUUGAAGUGAGUGUUUUUCUCGGUGCAAUUCGUUAAAAAAUUAUUGAAUUGGGUAGCCUACUCCAAGCUCCAAGAUAUUAAUGUUCAGAGAUCGUAAGGCGCUAUACCUCCCCUUCCCCAGAUUACGCGUGUCACAUUUUCGGUUGGCUUGUUUCGCACGCGACGUCUCUACUAUUAAGAGCCUGGCACAGGCUAUGAAUUGGGUAUAUUGGGUAUAUGCCUUAGUCAUUAAUUAUUCAUAGCUUUGUUUGGUAGGGCACUGCUGCCUUCUGGUACAAUCUUCUUAAAUCAGGAGAGCCUGAUGCAUCGACACGACAUGCAGCCUGUCCAGUUAUAGUUGGCACAAAAUGGGGUGGGUAUACAUACUCAUCAAUGAUGGCUUGACGUUUUCUCCUCCGAAGAGGCUUCUGUAUGUCAUAAGGAGGACUGGGGAGAGGAAAAAAUUCACCAUUUUCACAUAGACCACAAUGCACCUUGUUUACUCCGCCUUCCCUUAACCCCCCCCCCCCCCCACCCCACCAAAAAAAUUGCAUAACCAUUGUCUUUGAUUCUUGUUGGGGGGACCACUGUAAUACCCAGGAGAAAAAAUAGGGAAAAUGUUUGUGCAAAGAUUUGGGAGGAGAGGGGGCGUUAACAAGUCGCGUAAUGGUCUAUGUGAAAAUGAUGGAUGAAAGCGCGCGGGGGACGACUUCGUCCAGUGCGCCGUUACUUUUUUUAAUUAUUGCUAUUAUUAGAAUACCCAGUGGGGGUUCUGUAGAAGAGAGAGGGCCAGGUAACGAACGUAGGUCCUUUGGCUGUCUGGUGGCUAUUUGGUGUCAAUAGCCCAGUAGUCAUACAAUGUGUUCCUCAGUUCCUAUGUCCAAUAUUUACAAAUGACACAUAUUCCUUCCUUUCAGUGUGCAACAAAUGGAUUCACGAAUAUGGGCAAGAGUUCCGACGGAGAUGUGGCAAAAUUCCUGAAGAAGAGUAA
Molecule: messenger RNA, 8996 nt
Organism: Porites lobata
Lineage: Eukaryota; Metazoa; Cnidaria; Anthozoa; Scleractinia; Poritidae
Source: the annotation of a GenBank genome assembly